Molecule: messenger RNA, 989 nt
Organism: Triticum aestivum (bread wheat)
Lineage: Eukaryota; Viridiplantae; Streptophyta; Magnoliopsida; Poales; Poaceae
Exons: 3
Coding region: 152-562 (136 amino acids)
Source: RefSeq, a predicted model, not a curated record
AUAUCAGCACAACCGCAGCAACGCAGGUAGCAACUGAAACCGACGCCAGCUCAAGUCUAUAGGGUGAGUCACUACAGAGCAGUAGCCAAAUCUUCUACCUAGUUAGCUCUCUCUCUAGUAGCUACAUCCUUCAGCUAGCCAAAUCCCAGGCAUGGACGGAAAGAAGAAGCCCACUGCUGCGGCUGGGAGCUCCAUCGUCGACGACCUCUUCGGCCCCAAGGACGGCGCCGCCGCCUCCUCCGCCGGCUACUUCAGCACCGUCUUCCCAACUCCAUCCGGGGCGACGGGGAAAGAUGCGUCACUCCGGGCAGCAGCAGCCGCUGGGAAUAAAUCAUCGUCGGCAGGGCAUCAGCAGCAAGGAAAGCAGCACGGGGGUUCACCCGAGUCGCCUUACUUCGGCUCCUCUUCCGUCCACUAUGGCGGCCGGGACUUCUACGCCGGCGCCGAAUCUCAGCGGCAGUAUCCGGCCGCCGCUGCCGCACCGGCACCCAAGCACAAGGAAGACGGCGACACAUCGGCAGCCACCCGGGGUGAGUGGUGGCAAGGUUCCCUCUACUACUAGCACUAGCAGGAAAGAGAGACUGGUGUGAGAUGAGAUAUAAAUAAAAUGUACAGCUAGCUACCUCAUAAUAGCAUGCUUCAUCAUCGUUAUUUCACUGGGUGGAGAAGAUGGUCAGUCCAGCGAUCAUCAGCUUAACUAAUUAUUAAGCUACUGUUAUGUUAGAGCUUGUGUGUGUCUACCUAGUUGGGACAUGGGUCCUCUCAUGUGUGUACUACUGUGCUCUUGUAAUAUGCCUUCUCACACUAAUAUAUGGUCGUGCGCUUGUAUGUGUGUGCUAUGGUUUUGCCUCUCCAUCAUCAAAUUAGUCAGGCUUACUGAAAAAAUCGAGCACACUGAAUUCGCGUCUCCUUAAUGGCAUUAUAUUGUAGAGAAAAGUGUGCAUGGCACCCCAGCUUUGUCGAAAGUCAUAAAUAGAUUGUCUUAUGUA